CCCGGGAGCUGGAUGCUGAGGCCGCCGGCCCGCACCGCUCUCCUAGACCCACCGCCGCCGAGCGGCGCGCCUGGGAGGGGACCGCGGGAGAAGCCCGUGCCCCGGUUCCAACACAGCCGGAGAACACCACAUUCCUGCGGUGGCCAGCCCUGCUUCAGAGUUCCAGGCGCAGAAGCUGACCCCUACCCGAGAGUAGGCGCCAUCCUGCUUCCCCCGCCACAGCCGGGGUCUUUUGCCCGCCCCCCCCCCAAAACCAGUUCGCCAUCAUGGAAAACGGGGUGGAUUCGCUUCCAAGUGACGCCUGCCCUUAGAGAAAGGCCCAGAAGUUGAACGAUGCCAGAGCUAGUGAAUAAGAUGGAUGAGAAUACACUGCAAUGUUUUUACCGGCCUUCCUUUCCAUUGGAUGACAACUGGCAGAAAAAUUCAAUAUUUUUUCAUGACACCCUAAGAAGACACUCACAAAACAGGACUUCCAGAACUUCUUCAGAAAGUGCCAAGAAUGACGAGAUGAGCACGUCUGAGGCAAG
Molecule: messenger RNA, 527 nt
Organism: Chinchilla lanigera (long-tailed chinchilla)
Lineage: Eukaryota; Metazoa; Chordata; Mammalia; Rodentia; Chinchillidae
Product: U1 small nuclear ribonucleoprotein C-like
Exons: 2
Coding region: 13-330 (105 amino acids)
Source: RefSeq, a predicted model, not a curated record